Messenger RNA from Dermacentor albipictus, 7435 nucleotides. The record is from RefSeq and is a predicted model, not a curated record. Lineage: Eukaryota; Metazoa; Arthropoda; Arachnida; Ixodida; Ixodidae.
UGACUUAGGUCAACUCAAGUCGAUCCAGACCGCACGACAAUCCGAUUAGGGGCCCUGUAAGCGCUGUGAAUUCGUAUUGUGAAAGUCUGAGACGACAGAUGUUGCGCUAGAAUACGAUGCAGUGCCCUCGCCUUGGGUGUUUGCGGAUGUGUUUGUCUGUCUGUACCUGUCACCGUUGCGUAGUGAAAUGUGCCGUGGUCUGACCUUGCGACGGUAGCAGCAACAACGACGAUCGCAGCUGUCCGGGGCCACUGCGACGGCAUGUCCCAAGAGCUACCGUUUCAAGAGUGGACCAACAGUGGUGCGCCGACCACGGACUCGACGUUCCGACGCGAUGGCCCCGCUCCCAACAAGAGCGAAGCGGCCAAGCUACUCGAGUUGUCGUCGGAAAGUGAAUCCGAACCGGAACCGCUUCAGCUUGUGCCGCCCAAGCGCAAAGUGCGCUUCCGAAAGCGGCUUCGUGGCGCCCGCGGCCUAGUGCUUACUGGUGGCCCGCACUCUGGCAGUGCGUGCUGUGGGGGCAGCAGUGAAGGAUGCUUAUCGCUGGCCAAAGUUUUAGGCUUUCUGCUCGGGGUGGCCAUCUUGGUGGCCCAGGCCUGGUUCCUGCUGAGCGUGCGCUCCCGCCUCGACCAUCUGUACACAAUCUACCGACAAAAUAUGGACGUGGAUGGCAAGAAACUGCCGGCGCAGCUGCACGACCUCCACGGCCAGAUCAAGGGCCUCGAGCAAAACCUGAGCAGCACAGCCACCGAGCUGCAUCGAACUGCGGCCGACCUUGUGGCGCUAGCCAAGCAGGUGGCUGAGCUCAAGGCAACAACUGGCAGCUUGCAAGAGAGCGUAGCAUCGGCACCCCAGAUCAAGGGACUCCCCAGUGCCGUAACCGACCUCAAGCAGAAUGUAGCCAACCUGGGCAGCCAGGUGUCCAGCCUGGAGAAUGGCCUUCAGGCCCUCAAAGAGCAGCACAACAGCCUACAGGUGCUGCGCAAGGACAUCGACCAGGUCAAGGAGCAAGUCCAGCGGAUCAGCAAUGCCUCCGCUGUUGCCGUGGACGACCAGAGUUCGACACACACCAGUUUGCAUGACUUGGAACAGAGUGUGCAACAGUGCCUGGGAGAGGUGCGAGCCGUCGUCGACCAGAGGCUAGUCGGCCUCGAGUCUGGUCUCAAGGAGGUGCACACCACUACUGAGAACCACACUGACAUCCUGCUGAGGCAGCAGACUCAGCUGGAAGGUGUACUCAACUGCACCCACAGCUGCCCGGCCGACCUGUCACCUGAGAACCUCAGCCUAGCCUUGGACCGGCUGUUGUCUCCGAAUGCUACGGUCAAUGGCUCCACUGUGGAUGUUUUGAGGGAGGCCAGUCACCUGGGCACUGUCUACCAUGGACUACAGGUGCAGCUUGGUGUCAAUCACUCGGCAAGCGACGAAGUUGCUGAGCUCCUACAACAGGCUACCCUCUACGCACACUCCCCGCAAUCACAUCACAGCACCCAGCCGACCGCCGCACCUGUUCAGCCAGUUGUAACCAAGCAGCUCAACUCAUCAGCAGAGGCCAACACUGGCCAGAAAGUGGUUCCAGCAGUGCCAACCAAUGUGCCAACCAAGCAGCCGUGACAAAGGCACCUGAUGGCGGCUGGCGUGAGUGAGCCGACGUGAGCCCGAUGUCCCCGAAGUCCGUCCUCCGUGGCGCACCACGUGGCGUCGGCAGACCCUGGAGCUAGGGCGUCGGCAGCACUCCUUCCCGGAUCACGGCUGCCUGACAGCAGUCUAGAGCAAGCCAUGCUGAGGGAGCCAAGGCCGUAUACGGAAAGCAAGCUGUGAUGUUUGCUUGCGUUAGCGCACAGAGUAAGCAACACCUGGGAGGAGAAAAUUUGUUUCCCGGCAUGCUGGCACGAACGGAUAUUGUCAUGAAACCCUCGGACGAUGGUUAGAAGCCAUCUGGAGCCAUUCCCUACAACGUCUCUCCUCUUAGCCCCAGUAUUUGCUUUGCGACCUCGAACCCCACAAGUCAGUCGAACAAUCAGUCAGCCAAUCUGUCGACCAGCUCUGAAACUCUAGUAUGCUGGUGCCACCUGGUGGUGACACAUUCAAAUGUCCCGGGCAGUUGUUGUGGUUGCCAUAGCAACCUAGCAUAUUGGUGCAACUUUGCAUUCUGCACCCCGAGAUGGUACUUGUAAACAUUGCACCCCUUUAGGCUUUUCUGUCCCAUUGUGUUUCUUUUUUUUUUUUUCAUUAGGUUUUUCUGCCCACACUAACGCUGCCAGGGAAUUUAUCCUCCUAGGUGUUGCUUGUUCUGGUGUCGCCCAAUUCCCUGCAGCUGUUUCUAAAGGUCUAUUCCCACACACAGCUGCAGAUGCAGAUGUGACUGGAAUGUGCAUGCAAAAUCUGGCCGUUCCACUCGCACAAGCCAGAACCAUUGCCUCACUCGGUUGGCAACUGAAAGCAACCACGCUGUUGGCAACCACGCAGCCAAAAGUUGGGGAUGCAGUUGGAUCCGCUUUUUGAUUGCGCGAAACGUCUGACGUGAAUUGGUUGUAUUAUUCCAGCCGUCUAGUGCAGAAAAGCACUAAACGUGCACUAGCAACCAUUUCUCUCAUUUGCAGCUGCAGCAAUUUGGUGGGAAUAGACCCCAAACAUGGCCACUUGAGGAGCUUUCGCACUAAGCUUCAUCCUCCCGUGACAUCUCGGUGCUGCCGCUGCCCUCUAGUGACUGAGGUGGGAUGCGUCACUUCUAGACUCUAGAAAUAUGGCUGUACUAGGCACGGCAGUGUCCCUUGGCCUGUAAGAAUCCUGUCAAUGUAACAAAUCACCAGACGUAGAUGCUGAGAGGAAGAAGCGUUUGGCAGCUCACAUUUUGAUGAGCUAUUUUUCUUUUCUUUUUGUCUUCAAACGGCUAGUGACUAGCUUUUCAUACGGCAGUCCCAGAGGACUUUGAGUGAGGAGGAUUGCAUCGUGUAGCACAGAAAGGCUUGCCUGCGUCGACAGCUCAAGCGAAACUCCCAAAAGUGGUAUAUCGUGACACUCGCUGGAAACUUCGACUGGGAAAUGACUCCGCCAGCCUAUGUGUCGGUAGAAUGCUGCACGCAUUUUUAUUCCGGCAGUGUACCCGGAUUCCUGUUCCUUAAGCUUUCGUUAGUGUCGCCCACAUACAAGACUCGGCGUCACGUGGCGAUUGGGCCCGAAUUUCGCAUCUCGCGAAUUUUGACUUCCAACCACGACAGCAAUCAACCUCUAGCUAGCAGCAUUGUUGUGGGUGUCAUUGUCGCACCAUGUUCACUCGUCGCCGUCGCCAAAGGGUAGCUGCUCUUUCGUUUUCUCAGGCUUUUGCCCCGGUUUCGAUUCGCUUGCCAGUCUCAUGAAUCGCAAUUUUGAGGCAUGUCUUCGGGCAGGGCCGCGUGUCCUGCUCACCAGAAGCGUUUCACCACCGCCAGCUCCCAGGUUCCAGAAAGUGUGAAAAUGCAUAGCUUGAGGUGAAAUCAGUUGCUUCACCUUUUUCAGGCCAUUACCUCUGUAGGUGGUCCCCUCGCCAUAACCGCCAGGGCAUGUGUUUGUCUGUGUGCUUGUCUACAGUUGACUGUUGCCAUGGCAUCUUGUCGCUCCACUGCUAACGAAAGUCCAGAUUCUGCAAGGUCAUUGCUGACAGCGCAAGAUGAAGCUUUGAAAUGCUCAUAAGUAGUCAGACGACCACGUAAGUCAGUGUACAACUAGGCCAUCAGCAGUCAACCCUAUUCUUAGGGCACGGCAACGAGUCUCAUACAUUUUUGUCGGGGCACAGAAGCUCUCGAUCUAUGUAAAAAAAAAAAAAUCCGUGCCACUGAAUGUCAGAGAGACUGGCUCAAGUUUCACACAUCACACUGACAUUGAGUGCGGGUCAUUUGGGAUGUGUGGUGAAAUGUACCUGCGAGUUUUCCUUGCGGCGCCGUUUAAGUUAUGGCGAUUUGUUUUUGUCCACAUGUGUGUUGACUUGAACACUGUGACCGCGUAAUCCUUUCCUUCGGAUUGUCAGAGCAGGCAUGCCCGUUUCUGCUGCUUAUAGUAUCGCAUACCCAUUUGCAGACAAAGUCGGACUAGUAAAAGACAUGCUGGCAUGUUCACAACCCGAAAGCUCAAGAUAGUAGUAGGCACAGUUUGGGUGCAGACUGGCUCCUUGAAAUAAUGGUAUCUUUCAAACAGUGCAUAUUAAAAAUGGGGCCAUCUUGGGACACCGUUGUAAUGGUUUGGUAUUCUUGGUCGUCAGUAGCUCUUCUUUCCUGGCCCAUUGUGAACAGGAAACACGUGAAGGCUUGGACCAUCGGUUUGGCCCUUCUUCAUUUAAUUGCCAAUCGCAGUUCUUCACAUCUCUACCGCAUGCAUAAAUUAAUGCAUGCCCCAUGAAUGGUCUAAAGAUGCCUGGUAGUGCUUUUUUUUUUUUGUUUCCGUGUAUAAAUUCCUGAGGGAAAUAAUGCUCGAGGUCUAUCCUCUGACUGUUCUUCGUUAUAAUGCUGUAAGAAAACAAAGAACACAUCUUGUUAGCCCAAAAGAACCUAGCGCUUGCUUGGAAGAAAGGGCCCCGUCACUUGUUAUCGAGGCAGUCACUCAAUGUUUGACUUUUAAAGGUGCCAUAGCGCAAGCUUCCCGAGAGUCCGUCACUGGGCGACACACUUUUGCGUCCACGAAAGCUCACAUUGCAACUGCGCCAUGUUGCCGUGCGGCCCGGCUCUGUCCACACACAGUUGCGUAUCUAACCCAGAUUGUCCGCGGGAAGGUUGUCUUGCGAGUGAAGCAUGCCAUACUUUUCAAGCUAUGGCAGCCACGAAGGUGCUGUUUCUUUGGCUGAAUGAGUGUCGUUUGCGUGCGCGUCAAUGUAUGAAAAGAGGACAUCAGAAAAAAACAAACUGUAAAACAGAGCUGCCCUCUUGAGCGUGAGGUCAUCAGCUGCACGCUCAAAAAUUCCGGGUGGUGAAAAUUAAUCCAGACUGCCCCCCCCCCCCCCCCCCCCACUAUAUAACACCUUUCAUAGCCAGUGUGUUGGUUGAGGACUUUACGUCCCAUAAUUCAAUAUUUAAUUUGGAGCCGGUUGAAUCUUGUAGUAAAGCUUUAGAUACUGGCCUACAUUACCUUUGCAGCCUAAAAAGCUGAAACACAGUUCCGUGCUAACGAAACUUGGAAGAACUUGUUUUGUGGCCAUGGAGAGUAUAUCCAUGCAAUAUAAGGAAUGGAAUGUUUUCCAAGUAAAAGGACAGUAUAGUGAUGAGCUUUCUGAACUAUCCGCAAUUGAAAUCUCACUCCAGGGUAUCAAAAAUGCUGCCACAGGGUUUGUUGCACUAAAAUCUGAUACAUCUGAGGUACCAAACUCGGCGUAUCAGAAACUUAUGUUGCGCUUUACGGGGUUAGAGAUCCACUUGAAGAUGUCACAGGAGAAUUAACAAAAUAGGCCCGUCUGUUUCGCGAUAGGUGACAGUCUAAAUUACGCAGGUGCCCUUGCUUAAAUGGAAGUGUUGGCUACGCUGCAUAGCUCCUUAUUGUAGUUGCUAUCCAAAGGAUGAAGCCAAGUCACAGAAGACUGCAAAUCGACGUAUCUCCUCACACAACCUCAUUUCUCUGGUAAAACUGGGGAGCGGUGCAUUGUUCAAGUCAUGAAGCAGUUAUAUGUAUAGAUAUAAUCGAUAGUGAGUCACAGCACUGCUCGAAGAGCGGUUAUAGAAAUAAUCCAGUGUUUUUCUUUUUUCACGUUAAAUGUGGCGAAAGCGCCAACUCACACUGCGCUUGUUUUCCAAGAAAGCAUUCCGAAAUAAAUUGCCCUUGAUUCCGUUCUGCAUUUCAGCAUUGUCAGCGCAGUAGAAAUAUGCUAUUGAAUGCUGCUGUAUUUCUAAAUGUGACUAAACUUGGCAAGCAUUUCUUAGGGUCAGUCAAAAAAAAAACUUUUCUUUUUUUUUUCAUUUUAGAGGCCUGUGGAGAUGAAUGCGUGGAUCAUAGGCAAUUUGUGUCUGUUUACAUUCAAGAGAGAGUGCGAGAUUAAUUUCCAGGGAUUACCGCUAGCUUACAGUGAAUGCGUUUGCGCUUAUGCUUAUGUGCUUAUGUGUUCCAAUGUGUAGAAUAGUAAGUCGAUUUCGUCAGUCACCUUAAUUUUUCACUUUUCGCAUAGCAUUACUUCUGCUGGAUGCAUGCGACAACUUCCACCGUGAUCGAGCGCACAAUGUUAUGUUUUUCCUUUGUCAAAUGUGCAUUUUCAAUAUCCAGGUGCAAUUCAUCUGUUCACUUAUGACACCAGGUAGUGGAAUGUACUGUUAGAUUCUUUUUAUCUGCUGUGGAUUUUUCAUGCUGUGGAUUUUCCCUACAUACAUUGUGUAAAGUAAUGCCCUGUUAUAUGUUACAGCAUUUGCCAGUUUAGAAUUGAGCUUCUCUCGUUCGUUAGGCCUAACUUUUGAAAUAAAAUUAUGUGAGCCAGUCGUGUCCAUAGCUACCAGGCAACUCCAGAGGUUCAGUGUGUGUGUGAUGCCUUGUUUGGAUGUAACAGGCAUCAGGCGUCACCCACUUCAGCUGAACUAAACUGAUGCGCCGAAUUAAGGUCACACUUUUCUCAUUUGUUUAGAUCUCGCACGAGAGUGUGGAGCCAUCUAAGCGUUUGUGAUGUGCAUGCGUAGGUUGUAAUGUUUUAUUGCACUGUUACUGUAUUAUCAUUUGUCAUCAUUCCUGCUUUUACUGCAACAAGCCUCUUUGAAUUGCCCAGACAGUAAAAGGCAAACUACUGUCUACCUCGAAAUAACAAAAUUACAUCCGGCACAAAAAUAGCAUGGUUAUGUCCAGUAUUCGCUAUUUACACCCUGAUAUUGCCAAGAAAGCAUUUUGUUUACUGUAUUAAAUUUUAUUUGUUAUAUCCGAUAGUUCUUUAUAUACACUAUUUCAUUAUAUCCAGGUUUGUUAUAUCGAGUUUCAGCUCUGCUGGUGUCGCAACAUUUUUCAUCAUUGCAUUUACUAAGACAUUUGCAGAUUGAAAAGUUUCACUAGUUGUUCUCAGCGAUCACUCAUUCUGCUUGCUGAACGAUCACAAUGUGUCAUUGGACAGUGUCGUGCUUUUACCACUAUGAACAGACUUUGAUGAUACCUGGCAAUUCUGAGCCCGAAAUUCGCACUUUCGCAUGUUGCCAAAAGCAUCUUUAAAAAAAAAAUACUUUUUUUUUAUUGUGGAGGUACGGCAGCUCGGGCUAGACAUCUGUCCAAUGGCACAAUUUAAUGAGUGUCUCUCCGCACGGCUAACCUGGUUGAGCGCAGUUUCUCGGUGUUGCGGCAGGUUGUUGUGUGGCCGUCCGCACGUCACAGCUUGCGUCCAGCAUUUGAUCGCAAUUGUUGCUGCUCUGUCGGGAGCCAGCAACAGGUGUGCGUUCCAGUGCAAUGAACCGAUGCCGGCCAUAGUGCUAAGUGAACAAAAAAAUAAAACAUGCUUUGCCAAAAUACA